Molecule: messenger RNA, 810 nt
Organism: Chinchilla lanigera (long-tailed chinchilla)
Lineage: Eukaryota; Metazoa; Chordata; Mammalia; Rodentia; Chinchillidae
Gene: Atoh7
Product: atonal bHLH transcription factor 7
Exons: 1
Molecular function (GO): protein dimerization activity
Source: RefSeq, a predicted model, not a curated record
GGGCGGCUGGAGAGCGCGGCGCGCAGGCGCCUGGCGGCCAACGCGCGCGAGCGCCGCCGCAUGCAGGGGCUCAACACGGCGUUCGACCGCCUGCGCAGGGUGGUGCCGCAGUGGGGCCAGGACAAAAAGCUGUCCAAGUACGAGACGCUGCAGAUGGCGCUGAGCUACAUCGUGGCCCUGACGCGCAUCCUGGCGGAGGCCGAGCGCUUCGGCUCGGAGCGGGACUGGGCCGGCCUGCGCUGCGAGCCCUUCGGCCUCGAGCCCUGCCUGCCGUUCGCGGGCGCCGUGCUGCCGGCCGAGAGCGAGCCCUGCGGCCCGCGGCUCCUGGGCUUCCCGCCCGAGCCCUUCCAGACGCCCAGCUAGGGCGCGGGCCGGGCGCUCCGGGGGCUCCGCCGCGUCCCAGGCCCGGGUCGGUCUCUUGCCGCGCCCCCCGCCCGAGUCUGCAGAUUUCACAGAUGAAGCCCGGAGUGGCGCUGGCCGUGGGAGCAGCGUUUGCUGGACUACUUCCCGGAAAGCACGCGUCCGGGGGCGGGAAGUGUGAUUAGGUCCUACUGCAGUUUCAGUCCUCGGAGAAGUAAUCAGCUUCUUAAACUGCGCGAGACUGUCCUGUUUCGGUGGGGUUGCCUGAGGCGUUGCUUGUGGUGCUCGAAACAGACCUUCCCGAUGCCUGCCUGCGUGUAUCCGGAGCGUACUGCGCGUGCAUGCAUUAAGUAGAAGCAGAAUUUUCUUGCUAGCAUACACGGGCAUGAAUGCUUUGUAUUUUUGAAACCGUGUACACGUUAUUAAAAUAUAGAUUUUGUAAAAUAUAAA